Parnassius mnemosyne (clouded apollo) is the source of this 3249-nucleotide messenger RNA. Lineage: Eukaryota; Metazoa; Arthropoda; Insecta; Lepidoptera; Papilionidae. The record is from the annotation of a GenBank genome assembly.
UUGUUACUCCCGAGCACUAAGAUUAACUAUCUAAUAAUUUGUAACUGUACAGACUCUCUUACUCUUCAAACUGAAACAUACUUGGCGACAGAUAUAGGUAAGAGGAUAUCGUUCGUGCAAUACCUGGCAGUGCUGUUGCUUAUUAUCAAUACAGUCAAUGCGUUUGCAAUUAAAAAAGUCUUUAACGCAACCCAUGACUCCCUGCAGGAUCUAUCAGUAGCCGAAAGUUUGCAAUUAGAAGUACGACAUGAUCUUAAACGGCUAAAUGGUAUUAGUGUAAAUAUUUCUAACAAAAGUAAUGAACUUUUAACUACUGCUACAAAUGAAAACCUAAAACAUCUAGAAGUCUCGACCACAGCAAACUUUUUUGAGGUAACGCAUCAUCCAACAGAUGAAUUGAAAGAACACGUAAUCGAAGCUGUUAGUGGCGUUACAAGUGACGAUACUUUAAAUUCUAGUGUUGACAGUUCUGUUUAUCAGGAAUUUGCAGAGAAUUUAAAUAAUGAUAAAACAACAGAAUACAUGCAUUUACCAUCAAAUAAAUCAAAAAGCGCGUCACAAAUGAAAGAGAUAGCUACUUCUAAGACGUUAUCUUUUGACGUACCCGAUUACAAGAAAAGUAGUGUGCCAGAUGAUAUGAAAAUAAAAAUGGAUAUAACGCAAUUGGAAAACGUAGCCAUACCUACAAAUAAGUAUUUAGCAAUAUCGUCAGAAACAGAAAACGCAUCCGAACUUCCUAGGUUGAUUACCACUGAGAACCAUAACACAGAUACUGUUUUACCGUAUUGGAAGAGAUAUACCGUCAUAGAAAGGAAAAAAGUGAUUACAACAACUGAAUCAUCUGCUCCUACGAUUACUGCGGAAAGAGAAGAAAUGAUCAAAGCAGAAACCCGCGUAACUUUGAAAGAUUCGAUUACCUCAGAUGCGGUAGAACAAAUAAAAAAAGAUAAACUUAUAUCGACAGAAGCGAUUUCAGCGUCUGAAUAUUUAUCUAGUACUAUUGACUAUCAAAAUAUUCCUGUAAUUCAAAAAAUGAAUAAUUUAACAAAAUCUGAUGAACAAUCAACGCAAACAUUGAAAUUAGAAUCGGUAUCAUCGAAGAGAGGCGGUUUUUUAAAUUUUUCAUUAAAAUCAAAAGAACAAGAAGAAGUUACAACAAAUAUGAUAUACUCCACUGAUUCAAUAAUAAAUAGUGAUUACACUACUCCUAAAUUAGACACUUUCCAAGGAGAGCAUGCUGGUACUAACAUCCCAAGAUUAGGAUUAGAAUCGCAAAGUUAUUUAAAGGAGGAUGCGAUUAAAGAAGAGCUGCUUCAAGAGACCUCACUUAGUAAUAACGAGGAAACUUCUGAACAACAACGUGAAGAGCAUUUUAAUAAUACCGAAACUAUAUUAUCUACUUUAGAAACAUAUAGUAGUGACACAACACAGUCAACCCGCAACUUAGAAUGGAUGACACAAGUUGAUGUCACAAGCACUGACAACAAAUUAAAUGUUAAACCAAUUCAGGAUAAGGGAAAAAACACUAUGCUAUAUACAGUUAGUCCAAAUUACAAACCAAUGAAAAAAAUUGAAGUUCAACCACCUAAGCCAUUUGUAAGGGAUCCGGAUGAUAACAGCUGGAGAAAUGAAAGUAUUAGUUCAAUGGGGAUUGUUUUCAAACCAAAGAAUUCUUCGAAACCUUUCACUCAAGUCUUGAAAAAUAAGACAGAGACUGAAUGGAGCAAUAUAUUGAGCAGAGAUAGUAAAAUUGAUGUACCUGAUUUAAGAGAAAGAUUAGAGAAAAUAGCUCAGAAAAGAAAAUCAAAGAAAAAGAAAGCUAAUCUAUUUGGUAAUACUAUCUAUACAGACUAUGAGGAAAGUAACAGUUCAGAAGAAAUAACUAGUACUCCAAAAGCUCACUUUAUGACUACCGGAAGCAUGUCAGAAAUCACAAUCGUCGCACAACUACCAGAAGCAGUGUCAGACGCGUUGUUUACUCCUAGUAUAUCAACAUUACCUGUUGUAUCGACCACUAUAACAAGUACAGUAACAACAGAUACAACCAUUCAAUCAAAUGUAGCCACCACCGUCACAACACCUACAGUUCUAUCUGAAGCUUCUAGUAAAAAAUAUAAUACAACAAAAGAAACUGACACUCAUAAAAAGGAUAAAAAUAAACCAGUUACGACGGGAAAAGGAAAAAAAUAUUUCAAUGUCAUUGAUUACUAUGAUAUAUCUGAUGAUGAUGAUAAUGACGAGCCAGAAUAUUUAGAAUUAGCAAAGUUAGAAUUAAAAAAAUAUACUGUUCCUCUUCGUAUGACAAACACACCCUUCGCUACAUCUCCUCCUUUACCAUAUCAAUUAACGAAGCCCUUAAAUGAAUAUUUGCCAGAAAGAAAACCUACAUUACAAUAUUUUCCACCUCUUGAUGUUCAUGAAACAAAAUCUGAUAGAUUUGUUAGUGAAUUUGAAAGGAAAUACAAGUCCAAUAUGGAAAAAUCUCCUUCUCCAAAGGACGUAUUAUAUGUAACUACUACGAAAGAUACAAAUGUCCUACAAGAUAAAUAUCAUUCGAGAUACAAUGAGGAACGAAAUAUUUUAAAGUCCAGUCAUAAUUUACUGCCGGUUGAAUUACCAAGUAUGUAUAAAUCAAAUGCAUUUAACAAAAACAUUUAUCUCACUGAAUCCCCGAGGAUAACUACUGAGCAAAACAGUGCGUAUGGGCUCAGUUAUAACAAUGAAGGUUUCAAUAGAGCUUCAUACGUAAUAAGGAAUUAUAAGGAUGUUCUUGAACAAGCUGCUAAAGAUUACGACUAUGAUAGAGAUGUAGAUUACUUACCCUUCACACAAACACCUUUAAGAGGUGUAACAAUAAGUGAUCUUAUUGCACAAACAAAAGACAAAGUUAAAAUGAAUGUAAAUGAAAAUUAUGACUAUGACGCAAAGUUCCGGAAGGAUGUCCUAGAGAGAUUUGUCGAUAAUUUUAAUCAAAAAGAAGCGCGUUACAACGCCAAUUUUCCGGUUCUGUACAAUAAUAGUGUUAUGCAUGUAAACACGGCGGAACACGGCGAGGCCAUUGCUUCUUCUAGAUCGUUUCUAAAAGGUGUUUACAAUCCAACCGAUACUAAAUCUGGUUAUGCUUAUCAGCAGCCGUAUGACCCUAACUGCGAUAACAUUACAGUAGAACUUUCCCCCGCCUAUGAACUUACGUAUUACGUACCGGAUCAAGAGGAAAAAGAAGAGAUGGAGCCAAAACCGGUCAAGUAA